AUGAGCAUUGAACAAAGAGCCAACAUUAAGUUUUGUUUUAAACUCGGUAAAACGUUUACCGAAACGUUUCAAUUGAUGCAACAAGUUUAUGGUGAUGAUUGCCUAUCCCGUGGAAGAGUUCAUGAGUGGUAUACGCGUUUUAAAAACGGUCGUGAAGACAUCAAUGACGACCCUCAUGUUGGCCAGGCCAAAUUCGUGAUUACGCCAGAGAGCAUCGAAAAAGUGCGUGAUUUUCUCAACAUUCAUCCGAAAUCGUCGUUGCGUUUUAUGGAAAUCGAAUUGGGAAUGUCCAAAGAUUCGAUUCAUCGCAUUUUGACCGAAAAAUUGGGCUAUCGGAAGGUUUGUUCUCACUUUGUACCGCACAAACUCACUGACGACCAAAAAUCGCUCAGAAUCCAACAUUGUAAGGACAUCGUUAAAGAGUCGAAAAAGGACAAAAACUUCCUUUACAACAUUAAUAUUCGCCUGAUCUGGCACCCUGUGACUUUUAUCUAUUCGGAAAACUUCAUUUGCCGAUGA
Messenger RNA from Trachymyrmex cornetzi, 519 nucleotides. RefSeq lists its product as uncharacterized. NCBI's taxonomy places the organism in Eukaryota, Metazoa, Arthropoda, Insecta, Hymenoptera, Formicidae. Bases 1 to 519 code for a protein of 172 amino acids. The record is from RefSeq and is a predicted model, not a curated record. The transcript has a single exon.